Molecule: messenger RNA, 889 nt
Organism: Ochotona princeps (American pika)
Lineage: Eukaryota; Metazoa; Chordata; Mammalia; Lagomorpha; Ochotonidae
Product: Y-box-binding protein 1-like
Exons: 1
Coding region: 106-882 (258 amino acids)
Biological process (GO): regulation of gene expression
Cellular component (GO): nucleus
Molecular function (GO): nucleic acid binding
Source: RefSeq, a predicted model, not a curated record
GGUGUUCAAUCAGAAGCAGGAGCAGAGAGCAGACCACUGGGAGCUCUGAUUAGCCCAUCCAGUGCUGCUGGCCCUGUGAUCGAGCCACCCUGUGGGGAAGCACAGAUGCCACUGCCUAUACUGACCACCUGCACUGCCAGCCUGAGUGGCCAGGCUGAGGCCAAGGUGGAGUCCAAGCAGCUGCCUGCUGAGCCCAAACCCUCCACCACAGGACACAAGAAGCAGCUUGCCACCAAGGUUGUGGGAACCGUGGUGUGGUUCAAUGUCAAGUCCAGAUAUGGCUUCAUCAGGCGUCAUGACAUACAAGAAGACGUCUUUGUUCAUCACACGGCUAUCAAGAGCUACAAUGGCAGGUCUUACCUGCCCAGCCUAGCGGAGGGUGAGACAGUGGAGUUUGAUGUGGAGGAGGGCAGGCAGGGUGUGCAGGCUGCCAAUGUUACAGGCCCUGGUGGAGCUGCAGUGAGGGGCAGCAGAUACAUGUCCGAGUGGCGUGGUUCCCAUUUCUUCCCAGGACGCAGGGCUCCUCGGUACCAUCCCCUGAAGAGACACCUCAGUAUCCACACUGAGGGCUCAGGCAGCCUGUGCGACAUCCAGGCCCAACCCCGCUGGCCCCAAGAAUGCCCAAGGGUCGUGCGCUGCUACCAGCUAAGACAGGAUUCCCACACUCUGGUGUUGCGUGAAAGGGUAGAAGAUGCCCAGAGCCCAGCUGCAGGACAGCACCGAGUGCAGAGCCCAGACCAGGGAGAAGACACCCAAGGCCAGCAGCCUCCUCUCAGGGGCUCCUCAUGCAGUUGGAAUUUGAGGCCUCUACGCCAAGAUGUCACAGAGGCCAGGGCUGCCCAGCGUGCUGCUGGCAAUGCACCCUCUUCUGAUCCAGUGUAGUGAAGCC